AUGAGCCAGGAAGUACAUGGACUUUUCACCCCACCUCUACCACCUAUUGAUCCCACAGGACGAGCAAAGGACUAUGGCUAUAGUUCAGUGGGUAUAAAUAAAGAUCCAAGGAAAUCAAUUGAUAACGGCCACGGACAAGGACAAGGAUCUCCAUCAAGAGCAACUUAUAGUCCUAGCGUUCCCAAACCCAUCACUCAAUCGACAGUGGAAAAUCAAAACCAACAGGACAUCGCGACACCAUCUCUAACUUCCAAUUCUACCAUAUCAGAAUUGAGCAUCAACCAAUUAGGUCUUUCGCAUCCAUCUUCGUCAGCAUCGAUAUAUACCGAAAGUGAAGGUGUAAAAUCGAAUGAUGAUACUCCCAUUCCUACGAAUAAGAUCGGGACUGGGACGGAGACGACAUUGGAUUCGUUAGCUAAAUUAAGACAAUUCAAAGCUGAAGUAGAAGCUACACGACAACAUUCCCACCCAAGCGCGUACACGGACAACAAGGGUAAUCCCUCCGGAGGGGUGGGAAUGGGAGAGAUGAAUCCUAGUCAUUUAGCAAAAAUGGCUGAAUCGUUUAUUCUACAACAACGACAAAAGCUUGAUAGUGCCGAUGAAGGUAAAAUUGCAAGUACAAAUACAAGUAUAGAACCAGCUGGUAAUAGUGGUUAUUCACAUGUAAAUGCGUUGGAAGGAAGUGGAAGUGCGAAAGAAAGGGAAUUGGAAUUGAAAGAGAGAUUGUUAUCAUCGAGAUUACGUCCGAGUGAGAAUCAAGAUAGGAAGAGGAACAGUGAAUCAAAUUCACCUUUUGAUGAACGCGCAUAUGGCUAUGAACAGAACAAGAGACCGAGGAAUGAUGUACAACUCCCAGUCAAUCCCCCUUGGAACGACAGAUAUAAAGAUAGAGGUCGAUCAUCAUCUACGAUCAGGAGUGAUAAUCAUGAUGAUUCAGAUAAAUAUCCAAGAUUCCCUCCUCCUCAUCCUAGUGAUCCAAGAUUUACGAGAAGAGAACAAUCUACAGGUACUACUAGUAGUGGACCAGACUAUAAACCUAGUGAGACUAAUUUCGUACCUUCACGAUAUCAGAACCCACCUGGACGUGGACAUCAACGGGAUAGAAGAUACUCUCAAGAAGGUCAAGGGAGGCCUAGGACACCCCCUUCUCCGCCAAUAAGGAAUGAACCAGGAAGAAAUAAUGUUAAUAGGUCAUUUGGGAGGGAGAGGGAUGGGUAUGGGUAUGACAAUCAAGGUCAGAGAUUAGCUGAUCGUAUUUCCGGAGGAGGCGCUUCUCCAGCACCGAAAUAUCGACCUCGCUCGCCGUCGCCUGCUCGAACCUAUUCCAAUACCAGAAGGAAAAGGGAAUACCCAAGACCACCCAGUCCACCAAGACAUUAUCCUGAUCCUAGGACACCUGUCGACACCACUUAUGGCAGACGACCCGAUAUUCCCACUAUCGACCCUUAUGAUACUUAUGCUAAUGCGAGGGGACAGCCUUUGCGUCAUGCUAGACCGCCUUCUCCUGGUUAUGGUAGACCACCACCACCGUCUAUGAGGGAUCAAAGGUAUGGAUAUGAUUCAAAGGGAAGGGAAGACGCAUACUUGGGAGCACCACCGCCCCCGCCAACGCCGCCCGGUUAUCAUGAUCGAUAUGAUCGGCCCCCUCCUCCACCCCCACCCCCAAUUGGUGGGAACGUAUUUGCACAAGGUCAAGGAAUGGAUACGAAUAACGUUGUGGAAACGUUGGAAGCGUUGAAAGCUCAAAUAUCAAAAUUGGAAAAACUCGUUCCGACUGCUGGUACAAAUGUGAAUACUCAGCCACCACCACUUCCUCCUCCGCCACCCCGUCCUCAGGGGUAUGAUCCGUAUGGUGGGUAUGAUCAUCCCAGAGAACCUCAUCCUAGAGAGAGGGAGUACGAUACUAGACCAUUUCCACCACCUAGUGGGGACCCUUAUCAAGUUAGAGGUAGACUUCCUUCACCCCCUCCCCCUCCUCCGCAUAAGUAUGAGGAUGAUCAUGGACCUGGACAUGAACAUGAACAUGAAUACGAUGAUCGUCCUGGACCUCGGAAUGAUAGAAGAGCUGGACAUGGGCCGGGACCUGGGUAUGGUCGUGGACGUGGACGUGGACAUGGGCAUGGACAUGGAGGUGGUGGGAGAGGCAGAGGGGGAGGUAAGCGAGGACGAGGCGGACGAGGAGGGAGGGGUGGGAGAUAA
Molecule: messenger RNA, 2199 nt
Organism: Kwoniella mangroviensis CBS 8507
Lineage: Eukaryota; Fungi; Basidiomycota; Tremellomycetes; Tremellales; Cryptococcaceae
Exons: 3
Coding region: 1-2199 (732 amino acids)
Source: RefSeq, a predicted model, not a curated record